Molecule: messenger RNA, 1689 nt
Organism: Suillus subaureus
Lineage: Eukaryota; Fungi; Basidiomycota; Agaricomycetes; Boletales; Suillaceae
Product: KRI1-like family C-terminal-domain-containing protein
Exons: 10
Coding region: 1-1689 (562 amino acids)
Biological process (GO): endonucleolytic cleavage in ITS1 to separate SSU-rRNA from 5.8S rRNA and LSU-rRNA from tricistronic rRNA transcript (SSU-rRNA, 5.8S rRNA, LSU-rRNA)
Cellular component (GO): 90S preribosome; nucleolus
Source: RefSeq, a predicted model, not a curated record
AUGCUUUCCGACUCCGAUACCGAGGACAUCCAAACCCUCACUAUCAACGAACACUAUGCAAAAGCCUUUGAAUACAAAAAAGAGCGCGAGGAGCUUGCGAAAUUAACAGAAAAAUACGGAUCUGACUUCGAAGAGGGUGUGGACGAGGAGACAGACUCCGAGGACGCAGAGUCUGAAGAUGAGGACGGGGAGGAACUGACGCCUGCAAUGGAUGCAGCCAUCCUGAGGACGCUAGCAAGGAUCAAGAAGAAGGAUCCGGCCAUCUACAAUGCAGAGAAUACUAUCUUUGAAGAGGAGCAGGAGCGCACCACCGUUCGUGCUCCCCAGAUGCGAGAACGAACAACCAAGAAUAAAUCAAAACCUCUUACUUUCCGACAAGCAACUAUCGCAUCCGCUCUCGAAGCCAACACCUCCCGUUCGCCAACUCCAGAACUACACAUACCCACAUACACCGAGGAGCAGCAUCAGCUGCGUAAUGCAACCCGUGCCGCAUUCCAUGCUGCUGCUGCCGAGAGCGAUGACGACGGAUUGCUCCAUGCGGUCGGCCUAGACCUCGAGAGUCUCAUAGAGGUCGAGAACGGUGAACAAGGCGCCAAUGACAAACAGAAGAGCAAGACGAAGAAAAGGGGCGAUGAGGCGAAGGGCAUGUCCAAACAAGAAGCCGAUCAGGAGUUCCUCGUGAGCUAUAUCCUCAAUCGUGGAUGGAUCGACAAAACAGCAAAACGACCACCCACAUACAAGGACAUCGUGGGCAAACAGUGUGCACCUGAACACGGCAUAGAAGAUGACGACGAAUUCGAGGAGAUCGCCGACACUUUCGAGACUUCCUACAACUUCCGUUUCGAGGAACCGGACGCGGCUACUAUCAAGUCCUUUCCACGAAAUAUCGCCUCCACAGUACGCCGAGUUGACACAACCCGCAAAGAGGGCCGUGAGCGAAAGAAACGGCGCCAGGAAGAAGAGCUCGAAAAAAAGCAUGAGGAGGUGAAAAGGUUGAAAUCUCUUAAAAUGAAGGAAGUCCGCCGGAAACUCGAGCGCAUCGGGCGUGAAGGUGGUGUCAAUGCUGAAGCCUUCAACGAGUUCGAUCUCGAUGCGGACUGGGAUCCCGAAGCACAUGAUCCUGUCUGGGACGACAACCUCGACAUCGACGAUAUCAUACCGCCUUCCCAGCCCGCCCAGUCUUCGUCGUCUUCGAAAAAGAAAAAGAAGAAACAGAAAAAGAAAAAGAAAGACAACGACAACGACGAAGGUGUGGAUAUCGAUUCUAUGGAUGCAGAUGUCGUGCGCGAGUUCGACGAAGAAGAUUGGGACGGCACUGAGGAGAUGAGGAAGCGUAAGGUUGAUGAGUACAUGGAUGAAGUCUACGGGCUCGAGUUUAACGACAUGGUCGCAGGAAUGCCUACACGUUUCAAAUAUACUACCACUACACCGCAGACGUUCGCGCUCACCCCUACCGAGAUCCUCAUGGCCACGGACAAGGAUCUUAAUCAAUACGUGAGCGUAAAGCGCUAUGCACCGUAUCGCGCGGAGAAGUGGGACCAUAACCGUGGAGAGCGCCUCCAGGAAUUCAGGGAGAAAAUGAAGCAACGAGUAGGGGCUAUUGGGACAAGUCACAGAAGCGAGGAUCCGACACCGAAAAAACGGCUGGGGAAGAAGGAGCGACAUAAACUGAAAGCAGCAGCAGCGUAG